GAAUCCUAAAACCAAAAUAUUAGAACGAAAACAGAAGCAUGGCUCACCAUAUUUCAUUUCUUUGGAUAUUUUUGGUCCUGCUUCUUCAGAAUUCUGUAUUAGCUGAAGAUGGGGAAAUAAGAUCAAGUUGUCGUACUGCUCCGACAGAUUUAGUUUUCAUCUUAGAUGGCUCUUACAGUGUUGGCCCAGAAAACUUCGAAAUAGUGAAAAAGUGGCUUGUCAAUAUCACAAAAAACUUUGACAUAGGACCGAAGUUUAUUCAGGUUGGUGUGGUCCAGUAUAGUGACUACCCUGUAUUGGAGAUUCCUCUUGGAAGUCAUGAUUCAGGAGAGAAUUUGAUGGCAGCAGUGGAAUCCAUACAUUACCUGGGCGGAAACACAAGAACUGGAAAGGCCAUCCAGUUUGCACUUGAUUACCUUUUUGCCAAGUCCUCACGGUUUCUGACUAAGAUAGCAGUAGUACUUACAGAUGGUAAAUCCCAAGAUGAAGUUAAAGAUGCAGCAGAAGCAGCAAGAGACAGUAAAAUAACAUUAUUUGCUAUUGGUGUUGGUUCAGAAACAGAAGAUGCAGAACUUAGAGCAAUUGCCAAUAAGCCUUCAUCUACUUAUGUGUUUUAUGUGGAAGACUAUAUUGCAAUAUCCAAAAUAAGGGAGGUGAUGAAGCAGAAACUUUGUGAAGAAUCUGUUUGUCCAACACGAAUUCCAGUGGCAGCUCGCGAUGAGAAAGGGUUUGAUAUUCUUUUAGGCUUGGGUGUAAAGAAAAAGGUUAAGAAAAGAAUACUGCUUUCACCAACAAAGAUAAAAGGAUAUGAAGUGACAUCAAAAGUUGACUUAUCAGAAUUCACAAGCAAUGUUUUCCCCGAAGGUCUUCCUCCAUCAUAUGUAUUUGUCUCCACUCAGAGAUUUAAGGUCAAGAAAAUGUGGGAUCUAUGGAGAAUUUUAACCAUUGAUGGAAGGCCACAAAUAGCAGUUACCUUAAAUGGUGUGGAUAAAACGUUACUAUUUUUAACAACCAGCGUAAUUAAUGGCUCACAAGUGGUCACUUUCGCUGACCCUCAAGUUAAGACAUUAUUUGAUGAAGGCUGGCAUCAAAUUCGUCUCUUAGUAACAGAACAAGAUGUAACUCUGUAUAUUGAUGACCAACAAAUUGAAAACAAGCCCUUACAUCCAGUUUUAGGGAUCUUCAUCAGCGGGCAAACUCAAAUCGGAAAGUAUUCUGGGAAAGAAGAAACUGUUCAGUUUGAUGUCCAGAAGUUGCGCAUCUACUGUAACCCAGAACAGAACAACCGAGAGACAGCAUGCGAGAUUCCUGGAUUUAAUGGUGAGUGCCUCAAUGGUCCCAGUGAUGUAGGUUCAACCCCAGCUCCCUGUUUCUGUCCUCCAGGAAAGCCAGGACUACAAGGCCCCAAAGGUGAACCUGGACAGCCUGGGAACCCUGGCUACCCUGGACAAUCUGGUCAAGAUGGUAAGCCUGGAUAUCAGGGAAUUGCAGGAUCACCAGGUGUCCCAGGAUCUCCAGGAGUACAAGGAGUCCCAGGACUACCAGGUUACAAAGGAGAACCAGGGAGAGAUGGUGAAAAGGGUGACCGUGGACUUCCUGGUUUUCCUGGGCUUCAUGGAAUACCAGGAUUAAAGGGUGAAAUGGGCCCCAAAGGAGAUAAAGGAUCAACUGGAUUUUAUGGCAAAAAGGGUGCAAAAGGUGAAAAGGGAAAUGCUGGAUUUCCUGGCCUUCCUGGACGUGUUGGAGAACCAGGAAGACAUGGAAAGGAUGGAUUAAUGGGUAGUCCUGGUUACAAGGGAGAAGCAGGACCUCCAGGUGCUCCAGGUCAGGAUGGAUCACGAGGAGAGCCUGGAAUGCCAGGAUUUCCUGGAAACCAAGGAUUAAUGGGACAGAAAGGAGACAUUGGGCCUCCAGGACCACUAGGAAAGAAAGGAGCUCCAGGGAUUCCUGGUUUGAUGGGACAUGAUGGCUCACCCGGUCAGCCUGGAACACCAGGAUCUAAGGGAAAUAAAGGUGAACCUGGACUUCAAGGGAUGCCUGGGGCUUCUGGACUAAAGGGAGAACAAGGAGCAGUAGGUCCCGCAGGAGAACCAGGGUACCUGGGUUUGCCUGGAAUUCAAGGGAAAAAGGGGGACAAAGGAAGUCAAGGUGAAAGAGGCAUUCAGGGCCAAAAGGGAGAAAAUGGAAGACAAGGGAUCCCAGGGCAACAGGGAAUUCAAGGCCAUCAUGGUGCAAAAGGAGAGAGAGGUGAAAAGGGAGAGCCUGGUGUCAGAGGUGCCACUGGACCAAAAGGAGAGUCUGGGGUGGAUGGCCUGAUGGGGCCUGUGGGUCCCCAGGGGCAGCGUGGGGAAGCGGGUCCUCAGGGACCUCCAGGAUUGGAUGGGAAACCUGGGAGAGAAUUUUCAGAACAGUUUAUUCGACAAGUUUGCACUGAUGUAUUAAGAGCUCAGCUACCAGUCUUACUUCAGAGUGGAAGAAUUCAAAGUUGUGAUCAUUGCCAGUCCCAACAUGGUUCCCCUGGCAUUCCUGGGCCACCUGGUCCCAUAGGCCCGGAAGGUCCUCGAGGAUUUCCUGGUUUGCCAGGAAGAGAUGGUGUUCCUGGGUUAGUGGGUGCUCCUGGACGUCCAGGUGCCAGAGGAUUAAAAGGUCUACCAGGAAGAAAUGGGGCAAAAGGGAUCCAAGGGUUUGGAUACCCCGGAGAACAAGGUCCUCCUGGUCCCCCAGGUCCAGAGGGCCCUCCUGGAAUAAGCAAAGAAGGUCCUCCAGGAGACCCAGGUCUCCCAGGCAAAGAUGGAGAUCAUGGAAAACCCGGAAUCCAAGGGCAACCAGGACCCCCUGGCAUCUGCGAUCCAUCGCUAUGUUUUAGUGUGAUUGUCGGAAGAGAUCCAUUUAGAAAAGGACCAAACUAUUAG
This is a messenger RNA of Callorhinus ursinus (northern fur seal), 2912 nucleotides long. Lineage: Eukaryota; Metazoa; Chordata; Mammalia; Carnivora; Otariidae. The record is from RefSeq and is a predicted model, not a curated record.